UUAUAGUUUAUACUCAUGGCUCUUCCCACUUAGCCGCAACCAUUCUUCUUCGUCUCUUCUCUUCCUCCUCCUCCUCCUUCACUUCUUCAUCGUAGCAGUUAUUCCAGUCUUACAGAGGUUGUGCUCUUCCUCCUUCUUCUUCACGUUUUCAUCAUAGCAGUAGCAGACUAGCAGCUAUUCCAGUCUCAGUCAGAGAGGUUGUACCAAGCUACCAAAGGCAUAGUGUCAUCACUUUGAACCCAUCUUUUCUUCUUCCUCUUCUUCUUCGUUACUGGUAUCGAGAUUUCUCCAUGAAUUUGUGUUCUAGACGUGUGUUUUAAAGCCAGCAUAUCAUAUUUCUCCAUUGAACGAAAUAUAACAAGAUUUUCAGAUCGGGAUUCAAGCAUAAAUAGAACCGCGAAGCAGACCCGAUUCCUGUCGGUUCGGGUUUUGCUCGGUUUCAGAGUUUAGAAAUCAUCAAACCGACCCGAAUUUUGUUCAGACGGUUCGGUCUCAUUUUUUUUUCUUUCCAAACAAAAACUCUCCCUCCCUCUGAAACAGUGAAACGUAGGGUUGUGAAGUGGGGAAUUGUAAAUGGCGGAGCACAUACCUGAAGAUGUGUUGAAAAAAAUCUUCCAGAGGUUGCCUAUCAAAUCCUUAAUCCGCUUCAGCUCCCUUUCGAAGCGCUGGCGCUUCAUCAUACUCCGCGACCGUCAGUUCGCCACAUCCCAGUACCAAAUCGCUUCCGGCAACAACAAAAGUGUCUGUCUCCACAUCGGCUUUAAGUCUGACUCCUUCCAAUCGCUGAACUUGCAAACAACGACGUCGGCUUUGAGAAAUCUUCGCUACCCAUUCAGGCAACCUCACGUUUACUUACUCUCAUCAUGCCGUGGUUUGGUGUUUGCAAGUUUCAAAGCGUGGGGAUUACAAGCUUAUAUGUGGAACCCAUCAACUGGGUUCUUCAAAAAACUUCCUCAUCCAGAUGCUGACGUCAUGUCCUCAAACAUAACUGGUUUUGGGUAUAUCUCGGCCACCGACGACUACAAGAUUCUCAUGGGUUCUUCAAAAAAAUUCUGUAUCUCGGCCAGGUACGGGGAGGUACAGAAGGCCAAGAUCUGGAUCUUCUCGUCGAAAUCCAACUCUUGGAAGAGGAUUCAAGACUGUCAAUCGCCCGUCUGUCCAAAGACAACCGAGGGGAGUCUUUUAAACGAGGCAUUUCAUUGGCUGGAGACGUCUUGUGUCGUUGCUUUUGAUUUAGCAGAUGACAAGUUCCGGAAAGUGCCGCUGCCUGUUGACUUUGCUGCUGACUAUUUCAGACGUCUAGGGGACUUUGGAGGUUGUCUGUGUGUGUUUGGUCUGGCUGAUACUACUGCUGGCUCUUUGGAUUUGUGGGUCAUGAGGGAAUAUGAUGUGGGUAACUCAUGGACUAAGCUGUUUAACAUAAAGUAUACCAAUCAGCCUGAGCGGAUAUAUUAUGUCAACCCAAUCUUUGUUAUGGAAACUAGUACAUUCCUGGUGAUAAAUUCCGACUCUCUAACGGGGGUGAAGUUGGUAAGGAGUUAUCAUAACGAAGACAAGAUCGAAGACAUUCAUUAUAAUGAGGAUAUAUUCUCAAUGAUUGGAUAUGAAGAGAGCCUACUUUGGCUUGAGUAAAUGAUUACUCUCUGCAUCCAAAUUCAGGGAUUUUAGGGUGUACACAUACAAGAGCAAGUGCGAGGACCAGAUGAAGUGGAUCCAGUUCUGAGGAUCCUGGAGGACCUUGCUCCAAGUCACCAGUUCCCCUGAGCUAUUGUUUAUUAGAGGCUAUAUAUGCAUCUGUGUUAAUUUGUUGUUAAUGUAUGAAAGUGAUAUGCUAAGAUAAUGUUUCAGUUGUGUUGUUCUGAAUUCUGAGGGUAUAUAAAAUCAUCGUGUUAUUAAAUUAAAUGAUAUCAAGUUUGUUGGUUUUGAA
Rosa rugosa (rugosa rose) is the source of this 1927-nucleotide messenger RNA. RefSeq names its product F-box protein CPR1-like. The coding region runs from base 574 to 1632 and encodes 352 amino acids. Gene Ontology annotation, molecular function: protein binding. The record is from RefSeq and is a predicted model, not a curated record. Lineage: Eukaryota; Viridiplantae; Streptophyta; Magnoliopsida; Rosales; Rosaceae. The transcript is spliced from 2 exons.